CCUCUCUUCCCAGAAGCCUUUGCAGCAGCUCAGUUGUGCUAGCUGCUAGGCUAACUGGUUCAGUCAGUUGGCGAUCUGUCAGCCUGCAGCUGAAAGCACACACACUGCUGGGCUCUACCUUCCGGAUUACACUCAUUUGAUGGCUGAAGAAGACCCUUUGAUGUCAUUUCAACUUGGCACUUGUGAUUGAGGACAGCAACACUGCCCAUUCUGCCACAGUAGAUAUGCUGUCACUAUACUACUGAGAGAAGAAUGACAUUUGUCUCAUUUUAAUUCCUGGAGCUGCUUCGGGCAAAGUUGAGGCUUGAUUUAAAAAGCUGCUGCUCUAAGCCAAGUUGGUCUUUUUCUCAGCCUACUUCUUUGCACUGCCGCAGUCUAAAGUGCAAACUGUUAUGGCAUCAGAGGCCAACUAAGCAAAAGGGGACUCUGGUUGUUCUGGACGAUCACACGGUGCUGUGGGAGUAGGGACUGGACCGGGAAACCAUGCCCACGGUUACACACAUCAUGCAAGAACACUAGGCUUCCUGUCAGAGCCCCUUCUGUGUGGCAUUUGUUUUUUUAUUUUCCUGCAGUCUCAUCAGUUUGGAUGGUUGAGCACAAGGGCUACUUUGAAGGAGCCCACCGGUGGCUGUGGUUUAGCCAAAGCUGACAGACUGUUUGCCAGCUAUUGCUGAUUUAGUACCCUUGUCCACUGCUGCCACUUGCUGUAGCCCCCUUGGUUGUGGUCUUCAGUAUGGUGAGUGGAGGCUGGAGGCAUCGCGGGAGUGGAACUGAACCAUUAAUCCUGGUGUAGCGGGUUGUUUUUUUUUCUUUCUUUUUUUUUUCUGCACCCUUAAGGAUUGCAUUUCAGUUUUUAAGGACAUUUUCUCUCUUUGCUGGGAAAAAAACAGUCAAGGUAAUUAAAAAAAAAUAAUUCAAACCCCAGAAAGACGACCGCUCCAGAAGAGGAUGAAGUUGAGGAAACAGGUGACAGUGUGUGGAGGGGCCAUAUUCUGUGUGGCUGUGUUCUCACUGUAUCUGAUGUUGGAUCGAGUCCAACAUGAUCCUGCAAGGCGACAGAAUGGCGGAAACUUUCCACGGAGCCAAAUCUCAGUUCUGCAAAACCGCAUAGAGCAGUUGGAGCAGCUCCUGGAGGAAAACCACCAAAUCAUCAGCCACAUAAAGGACUCUGUGAUGGAGCUCACAGACACAGGAGCUGUGUCUCCCAGCGGCCACCUGCCGUUCAGAAGUGCCAAUGGUUCCUGGGUCCUACCGUUCGACGGCCGUCCCACUUUCCUUGCUGUCAAGCCCCAGGAUUGCCAAGCGGCUUUAGGCAGCCAUGGUCAAGCAGACGUUCAGAUGCUGGAUGUGUACUCCAUUCUCAAGUUUGACAAUCCUGAUGGCGGCGUAUGGAAACAGGGCUUUGACAUUACUUAUGAACCUGAUGAGUGGGACAAUGAACCGCUGCAAGUGUUUGUGGUCCCCCACUCCCACAAUGAUCCAGGUUGGGUGAAGACUUUUGACAAGUACUUCACAGACCAGACGCAACAUAUUUUGAACAACAUGGUGGUGAAGCUGGCGGAGGAUCCUCGCAGGAAGUUCAUCUGGUCUGAGAUUUCGUACUUCUCCCAGUGGUGGGAGAGCGCCGACACACACAAGCAGGAGGCUAUGCGAAAACUGAUCCUUGGAGGGCAGCUAGAGAUUGUCACAGGAGGCUGGGUUAUGACGGAUGAAGCCAACGCCCACUACUUUGCCAUGAUAGACCAGCUCAUUGAAGGACAUCAGUGGCUGGAGAGAAAUCUAGGUAUAACUCCUCGCAGCGGGUGGGCGGUAGACCCUUUCGGUCACAGUGCAACCAUGUCCUAUAUACUGAAGAGGGCCAACCUGACCAGCAUGCUCAUUCAGAGGAUCCACUACUCUAUCAAAAAACACUUUGCCUCCACCCGUAACCUGGAAUUUAUGUGGAGGCAGGCCUGGGACACUGGAUCGAACACAGAUAUCUUUUGCCACAUGAUGCCGUUCUACAGCUACGACGUGCCUCACACAUGCGGGCCCGACCCAAAGAUCUGCUGCCAGUUCGAUUUCAAGAGGUUACCAGGUGGUCGCAUAAACUGUCCCUGGAAAGUGCCACCUAAAGUUGUGGUAGAGGCCAAUGUAGCAGAGAGGGCACAGCUGCUCCUGGAUCAGUACCGUAAAAAGUCCAAACUCUACCGCAGCAAGGUGCUCCUUGUCCCGCUGGGAGACGACUUCCGCUACGACAAGGCGCUCGAGUGGGAUCAGCAGUAUACCAAUUACCAGAAGCUGUUUGACUACAUGAAUUCUCACCCAGAGAUGCACGUACAAGCUCAGUUUGGGACUCUCACAGACUACUUCAGCGCUGUAUACAAAGCACACGGAGUGGCCCAGGGAUCCAGACCCCCAGACUACCCUGUGCUUAGUGGAGAUUUCUUUGCUUAUGCAGACCGGGAAGACCACUACUGGACUGGCUAUUUCACCUCUCGGCCCUUUUACAAGAGCCUGGACCGUGUGAUAGAGUCACAUCUCAGGGGGGCCGAGAUCCUGUACAGCCUGGCGGUUGCGUAUGCUCGGCAUGCAGGCAUGGAAGGGCGCUACCCGGUCUCAGAUUAUGCCCUGCUAGUUGAUGCGAGACGGUCGGUCGGUCUCUUCCAACAUCAUGACGCCAUCACUGGCACUGCGAAGGAGAAUGUUGUCAUAGACUACGGCACCAGAUUACUGCGUUCACUCCUCGGUCUGAAGAGAGUAAUCAUCAAUGCUGCUCAUUUCCUGGUGAUGAAAAACAAGGACUUUUAUCGCUUUUACCAGACGGAGCCCUUCCUGGAGACAGAUGACAGGCGUGCCACUCAAGACUCCCUGCCUCAGCGCACUUUAAUCGAGCUGGACCCAGCAGGACCGAGGUACCUGGUUCUGUUUAACCCCAUCGAGCAGGAGCGCCUGUGUGUGGUGACUGUGUUGGUCAACACGGUGAAGGUGCGGGUGCUUACGGAGGAUGGACAGACCCUCCCUGUGCAGCUGAGUCCUCAGUGGGGCUCUGCCACUCAAAUGAGUGCAGAGGUGUUUGAGGCAACAUUCAUGGUCCGUCUGCCGCCGUUGGGCCUGGCUGUGUUCCAUCUUUACGACUCGGCUGACUCGCCCAUGACGUUCCGCUCUGACACCCUGCUCCGGCUGUCUGAUCGGGCCGCCGCUGCUCGUGCCGCAGACCCGCUUCCUGUCCGCUCCCAGCAGUCUGACCCGCAGACCUUCUACAUCAGCAGCCAGUCUCUCACUCUGGGCUUCUCUGGAACCACCGGCCUGCUGGAGAGCAUCAAGCACAAGGAUGAUCCUCAGGAAGUGAAGGUUCAGAUGCAGUUUGUGGUCUACGGCACCCGUCCCUCGAAAGACAAAAGUGGAGCUUACCUCUUCCUGCCUGAUGGAAAAGCAAAGCCCUACAACCAGAAGGAGCCACCCGUUGUGCGCGUCGUGGAGGGGCCUCUCUUCUCGGAGGUGGUGGCGUACUUCCAGCAUUUUCAGCAGACCAUUCGCAUACACAAUGUGCCAGGGGUGGAAGGGUUAUCUAUAGACAUCGCUACGACGGUGGACAUCCGAGAUCAGACCAAUAAGGAGCUGGCAAUGCGACUGGUCACUGACAUCCAGACUGGAGACGUCUUCUACACAGAUCUCAAUGGCUUCCAGAUACAGCCUCGCCGCCGCCACCUCAAGCUCCCCCUGCAGGGCAACUUCUAUCCCAUGUCCAGCCAGGUGUACAUCCAGGACAGCAAUCACCGCCUCACGCUGCACACGGCUCAGGCCCUGGGUGUCACCAGCCUGGAGAGUGGCCAGCUUGAAGUGAUCAUGGACCGGCGGCUGAUGCAGGACGAUAACCGCGGGCUGGGUCAGGGCCUGAAGGACAACAAGAAGACGACCAACCGCUUCCGACUGCUGCUGGAGAGGAGAUCCAUGGGCAACAAGAUUAUGGACAGUGCAACAACCAGCUUCCCGUCCAUCCUCAGUCACAUGACCAACACCUUCCUGAACCACGAGGUCUUGGCUCUGCCCGUCGUGCCCAAAAGACGCGGCGUCCCUCCGCUGCAAACCUUCGCCCCUCUCAAGUCCAUCCUCCCCUGCGACUUCCACCUGCUGAACCUGCGCAGCAUCCAGAGCCAGGUGACAAGCACAACAUUUAUCUUAGGUGUUUUUGUUGUCUUGACUUUGAAAUUAACACAUGUCCUCCCCCCCACCCACCCGUGUGAGCAACAGGACCCCAACUCUCCGUCUCUGUACACAGCCAUGAUUCUUCACCGUCUGGCGCUGGACUGUGGCCUGGAGGCUCAGAACCUGGGCUUCAACUGCACCACCACUCAAGGACAGCUGAGCGUGUCAGGACUGUUUAAGAACCUGGACCUGCAGCUGCUCCAGCCCAUGUCCCUGACGCUGAUGCACUCCAGCGCGCCGCUCGCCAACGACUCCUCCAUCAGCCUGGAUCCCAUGGAGAUCUCCACCUUCAAGCUCAAACUGCACUAAGAGCCAUCCAGACUAAAAGACGCAAUACAAAUAAAAAAACUGAACAGACUCUUUGGACCAAGAACCAGGCCCACGUCUGGCAACAGAGGGGGGGGGAGGGGCAGGGGGCGGGUCUAGUACUCUCUGUUUUGUCAAGCAGAACCGCAAACAGUACGGUUCCACUGUAACCGGACCGACUGCGCAGCAGGGGGCAGGAGAUCGCGGGUUACUGUGGACGUCUCCGAGAGCGGCCGUCCCGGUGGACCUGCAGACACAGCCCAGCGCCUCUUUGUCUCUGUAAUCCAAAAUGAAGUUCUGCUUUUUAAGAACUUGUGUCUUUUUCUAUCUUUGCUCCAUCCUGGACUGAACUACUGAAUGUAAAUAUCCCAAAUGACGUGGGGGGGGGGCCGCGGCGGCGGUGGUGUCUGGGAGGCUGGGACAUUUGCAAUUGACAUAGCUUUAUUUGGUGUAUGGGUUUAUCAUUGGUUCUUUUUUUUAUGUAUUCAAUGAAGCAGCUGCAUCACAGUGACUUUGUAAUUGUCAAAUUAUAAUUGAUUCGAAAGACUUGAGUGCAGAGAGAGAGAGAGAGAGAGAGAGAGAGAAUAUGUGUGGUCUCUCUUCAUCUCAGCUCGCGAGGAGACCCAAGCUGCGGCUCUUUAGCUAUCAGCUGUCUGGAGUGCCAGGUCGGUCACUAUGAGAACAAUGAGAUCAUUAUUCAUUUGGGAUGACUGUUUACCUUCUGUUCGCUGGGUUCGUACGUAGAUAGUCAGGAGACUUUCCUUCACUUCUUUUUCCUCUUGGCGUGUGAGAUUUGCAUUUCAAAGCCCCUGUCUGUCAUUCCUGUGCUUGUACUUCACUGCUGAGAGGGCUGUUUCUCUUCUUCCAUUCUGUAUGCAGACUAGAAAAAGACUUCUCAUAUAUACCAUACUGUGUGUGUGUGUGUG
Molecule: messenger RNA, 5420 nt
Organism: Etheostoma cragini (Arkansas darter)
Lineage: Eukaryota; Metazoa; Chordata; Actinopteri; Perciformes; Percidae
Gene: man2a2
Product: mannosidase, alpha, class 2A, member 2
Exons: 22
Coding region: 949-4497 (1182 amino acids)
Biological process (GO): protein deglycosylation; mannose metabolic process; N-glycan processing
Cellular component (GO): Golgi membrane
Molecular function (GO): carbohydrate binding; alpha-mannosidase activity
Source: RefSeq, a predicted model, not a curated record